UUUCAGUUUAUAGCUAAUGAAUACAAUGGAAGAUCUCGGGAGUUAUAAGCUUCAGCUUCAGCAGGUCGAAGCAGCAUUGCUAACUGAACCAGAUAAUGAUGAAUUAUUAAAGCUGAAAGUCGAUUUGCAAGAAAUUAUUGCUCUUCAAGAAGAAUUAACAUCAGCAACAGCCGAACAACCAAGCAGUAUGGCUUCCGAUGAUGCUAUUAAAAACCCUUGGAAGGUAGGAGAUCAGUGCAUGGCGCCAUCCUCGAAUGGACAAAAAUAUCUGGCAGUGAUUGAUGGAUUUGCGCAAGAUAAUGUUGCUGUUACACUGGUCGGUAAAGGAACAAAGUCUAUGGUUAACGUGAACAAUUUAAGUGCAGUUUCGAAAGAUGACGGCAAAAUGUAUGUUUGGGAAAAAUCAGCCAAAAAUAUGCGUCACCGCAAAAGCGAAUGGCAGAUGGAGCGCGAAAGACGACGACUGCGAGCACUUAAAAAAGAGCACCGGAAAAAGGAACUAGAAGAAGCAAAGGAGGACGAGAAGAGGAAAUGGCUUUCUUUCAAUGCAAAAGCAGCAAGUCGAAGCAUGAAAGGAUUUAAACGGCCUACAGCAUCUGGAUCAGCUCCUGAUGGACCGGCAUGGGGUAUUACUUCACAGACGAGGAUAUCAUCACGACAAGAUCUCGGUGCUUUCAAAUCUACGCAGCGUGGAAAUAUGGAUUCAUUGUUUUAAUUUUCAUUACAUAAGAUUCUCGUUAUCCUGUGUAUUGCUGAAAAGGAAAUUCCAAGGCACUAAAGAGAGGGAGCGAGGAGGAAUCGGAAGUACACUUGCUACAUUUGUACUACAUUUGGAUAUUCCUGCAAAUAUUUUCUGAACCAAUAUGUUUAAACUCCCAAGCUAUGAAUAUUGUUUUCGGAAACACUUUGUUGUUCGGACGGAGGAGGAUGCGAGGAAGCAAGAGCGAAUGUCACGAGAGGUCAUGAAAAUUGAAUAUUUGUAUUGUGGAACUUUUUGAAAUAUUGUGGGUAGGAUAGUCGAAUAUUGGUUGGCGACGGUUUGAUAGAUGGAGAAGUAUUAUACUUUACAAGGGAG
This is a messenger RNA of Loa loa (African eye worm), 1075 nucleotides long. RefSeq lists its product as hypothetical. The record is from RefSeq and is a predicted model, not a curated record. Lineage: Eukaryota; Metazoa; Nematoda; Chromadorea; Rhabditida; Onchocercidae. The transcript has 7 exons. Bases 17 to 715 code for a protein of 232 amino acids.